AUGAAUCCCGCUGAGGCUGCGCAGGGCCCAGGCCUUAUUGGUGCUUUCCUGAACGUGUUCUUGUUCGGGAUUGUGACCGCCCAAGUCUUUCAUUAUUAUUCAACGUACAAGAAGGAUCGUAUUUGGAUUAAAUUAUACGUCGCUGUGCUGUACGUGGCGGACCUGCUGAACUCCAUCUUUGACAUAUACUGGUUGUAUAAUGAUCUUGUCGCGCAAUUCGGCAAUGUUGCCAAUCUCAACGACGCGAAUUGGCGCAUCGCCACUGACCCUGCAAUGGUCGCGAUCAUUGCAACCGGCGUGCAGCUCUUCUACGCGUGGAGAGUAAAGGUUCUCAUGAAGAGUUGGUGGGUUGCCAGUCUCAUCAUCGUAACCGCCGUCAUUUCUUGCUGUGGCGGUCUCGGCGUUGCCAUUGCCGUCGUCUGGGUGCAGCAUUACAGCGACUUCAGCAAAUUCGACCAGACCGGCGCGAUUUGGCUCGUAUCUACUGCUGUCUGUGACACUACCAUUGCUGUUGCGCUAACAUGGCAUCUGAGACGAUACAAGACGGGUUUUCAACGUACAGACGAUAUCUUGAACAAAAUUGUCCUACACACUUUUUCGACCGGAGCUAUUACGGCCAUCUGGGCAAUAAUCGAUCUUAUCCUAUUCCUGAGUAUCUCAACGGGAAUACACCUUAUUUUCAACUUGCCACUCGCCAAGCUCUACACUAACUCUCUCAUGUCAAGUCUCAACUCACGCUCUGGCUGGAAGUUCGGCGCUGAGCUAGACCGCGAUGCGCGGAAUACGAGCGAGCCCGUUAAGAGCUCCGCAAUGCCCGAGUUCUUGCACCUGUCGACACACGCCGCAGCAUCACGUCCAGAGGUACAAUCCUGCCCGCCUGCAUCGUUGGACUUCCCAGAGACUAACGUCCCAGAGCAGGUUAUGGUGCACGUCGAGUCACAUGAGAUGGUCGAUGUGUCGAAUGAAGCUAAGUGGCCCGUUGAGACACGCGGCAAGCGCACCUCGACACCUGUGUACAAGGUGCAAGCUAUGGUGUAG
Phanerochaete carnosa HHB-10118-sp is the source of this 1038-nucleotide messenger RNA. RefSeq lists its product as uncharacterized. The transcript is spliced from 13 exons. The record is from RefSeq and is a predicted model, not a curated record. Bases 1 to 1038 code for a protein of 345 amino acids. NCBI's taxonomy places the organism in Eukaryota, Fungi, Basidiomycota, Agaricomycetes, Polyporales, Phanerochaetaceae.